Messenger RNA from Drechmeria coniospora, 1332 nucleotides. RefSeq names its product zinc finger domain-containing protein. Lineage: Eukaryota; Fungi; Ascomycota; Sordariomycetes; Hypocreales; Ophiocordycipitaceae. Gene Ontology annotation, cellular component: nucleus; Rpd3L complex; Rpd3L-Expanded complex. The record is from RefSeq and is a predicted model, not a curated record. Bases 1 to 1332 code for a protein of 443 amino acids. Gene Ontology annotation, biological process: regulation of DNA-templated transcription. The transcript has a single exon.
AUGCCUAGAGAUGAUCUGUCCAUUGACUUUGUUAAAAAGAUGCCUCAAAUCGAACCCCUCGAUCCCGGCCUGAUCCUCGACGACUGGAUUAAUCGCGUUCAGAACCUACCUGAGGAGAUACGGUUCAUGCAGGAUGAAAUUGCCGACAAAGACCGCCAAUACAAUGAAUGCAUUCGCUUGAUCGAGGAUCGCGACGGCAAGAUACAGAAGUGGAUUAAAUCCAACGGAAGCCACGAGACGAACCCUAAAGAAAAUAAUUUACGCGCUCAAAUUCGUGACAACUACGCUCGCGCUGAUCAGCUCUCCCAGGACAAGAUAAUCCUAGUCCAGAGGCUACAAGUCAACCUGGACAAACAUCUGCGCAGCCUCGAUGUUCAAAUCAAGUUACUAUACGACCGCGCGGAGCCUGGCUUCACAGAUCCGGACGAAGUGCCCUCGCUCCUUCGCGCCAGCACAGCCAACCUCUCUAACCCAGCCAUCCGUUCCGUGAAUCCUUCGACAGAUAUCGCUCCCGCUGGACCUACACACUUGCCACUGACCCCAAUCCAGACCUCCAACCCAGCUACAACACGCUUGCCAACUCACCCGGGAAUCCGACAGGCCCAGGCUCAGCAAAAUUUCCCCCAGCACGCGGCAUCUGCCCCCGCUACACCAGCCACUAAUACCAUAAAUCGACAACACCGAGAGAGUUCGGCCGGUCCAGCAACGAAGCGUGGGCUUCGGGUCAACACCACCCUCGGGAAUGUUCCUACUGCCUCAAGUGGUUUGGCAAGGCACUCGUCGCUUGGUCCAAACACCCCCAAGAGUGGGUCUGCUCCUGCGGCAAACAGCACCACCCGAGCAGGUAGUGCUGGGCCGCGCGCUGCAUCUGUCAAGACUGCAUCUGCUGUUGGGAGCCGACGGGGGACGCCUAUCACAACGGGGCGUAAGAAGCCCCCAAACAAGUCUUCGUUGUCGCGCGUGAAGAAGGCGUCGAAUAGAAACUCCCCGGCGUCGACGGCAGAUAGUGAUUUGUCCGAGGCAGAGAGUAUUGGUGCCGAAUAUGAGGAUGGCGCCAUCGAUGGCCGAUCUCGGGACACGCCGAUUGCGGAGGGUAAGGACGCAGAUGGUGAUGAGGCUAUUAAGGAUGCUGAAGACGAGGACGAGGAGGCUGGCGACGACAAGAAGUAUUGUCUUUGCCAUCAUGUGAGCUAUGGCAACAUGGUGGCAUGUGACAACGACAAUUGCCCCUAUGAGUGGUUUCAUUGGUCGUGUGUUGGGCUUAAGAACGAACCCAACGGAACAUGGUAUUGUCCUGUCUGCGCAGAGAAGUUCCAGAAGAAGAGCAAGUAA